GACAAUUUCUUGCCAUUUUUUCGCCAAUGACAGACACCACCAAAAACAUCUCCACAACAAUGGAGAAUAAUACUGCAACCAAAUCUAAUGAGAAUAACAGUACUAAGGAUCAGAAUCAGAAGAAGAACAGGAUUCAAGUGUCCAAUACCAAGAGGCCCCUCUUCUUCUACCUUAAUCUCGCCAAGAGAUACCUGAAGCAGCAUGAUGAGGUUGAGCUUUCUGCGUUGGGAAUGGCAAUCCCCACUGUUGUCAUAAUUGCUGAGAUUUUGAAGAGAAACGGAUUAGCUACCAACCAAAAGGUUAUGAUAUCUACGGUGGGCAGCAAUGCUGAAUCAAAUGGUCGCUUUGUUAGAAAGGCCAGGAUUGAAAUAGUAUUGGAGAAGGCCAAGAAUGCAGAAACCUAAGGCUGCUGUUGACCACAAAUUUCUAAAAGAAAAGGAUGAAAAAAAAACAAGUCCUUUGCCAUUGUAGCGUAGGAUAUUUAAUGUUAGGUUGUAGAUUGGUAGGUAGUUUAUUUAAGUCCGACUGCUGUUUAAUUGCUCGAUCUGUAUGGAAGGGGAAGUUAUUUGUUGGAAGCAUAUCCCAAUUGGAUGGAUA
Messenger RNA from Coffea arabica (coffee), 597 nucleotides. The record is from RefSeq and is a predicted model, not a curated record. Lineage: Eukaryota; Viridiplantae; Streptophyta; Magnoliopsida; Gentianales; Rubiaceae.